AUGUCGAAAAGUGUCUACGUUCCCUGAUCAAAACCACCAGACGUCCUCUUAUUAUAUACACAAUGCACGAUGCAUACGAGGCAGAACCGAUCCUGGAAAAGCUCCCGUUGCAAAUCGAGUCUAUAGCAUGCCACGGUAAGGAUGUAUUACUAGUUGGUACCAAGCAAGGUCAUCUUCUUGUCUAUAGCAUCAAAUCAGCUUCAGGCGAUGAGAGAUUUGCAGUGAACCUUUUAAGAUCUAACAAAUCUUUUGCUAAAAAGCCAAUACAACAAUUAACCUGUGUUCCCGAAUUCCAAAUACUUAUAUCUUUAUCAGACAAUGUUAUCAGUGUCCAUGAUCUGACUGGGUAUUCUCACAUUACUGCUCUCAACAAGACAAGAGGUGCCACGUUGUUUGCUGUUGAUCUUCAGAAAGAAAAAUCUCUGAGUGGGGGUUGUACAUAUAAACUUAGAAUGUGUGUAGCUGUGAAGCGGAAACUACAGUUAUUUUAUUGGCAGAAUAGGGAUUUUCAUGAACUGCAGUCUGACCUAGGUGUGCCGGAUGUUCCCAAAUCAAUGUCGUGGUGUGUCAAUUCAUUGUGUGUUGGUUUUAAACGAGAUUAUUUUCUGAUUAAACUUGAUGGUGGUUUAAAAGAACUCUUUCCGACUGGCAAACAAUUAGAACCCACAGUUACCAGACUAGCCGAGGACAAACUUGCUCUAGGACGGGAUGAAAUGAGUAUAUUUAUUGACUCUGAGGGCGCUCCAACACAGAAAUAUGCUCUGACGUGGAAUGACAUUCCCAUCAUUAUUGAGUAUGAUGCGCCGUACAUGAUAGCUGUCCUACCAAGAUACGUCGAGAUACGUACAAUAGAACCCAGGUUGUUAGUACAAAGCAUUGACUUACAGAAACCAAGAUUUAUUACGCUGGGAAGUGGUCAUGUAUAUAUAGCAUCUAGUCAUUUUGUCUGGCGUCUCGUACCAGUGCCUAUUACCGUGCAGAUUAGAGAAUUAUUACAGGACAAACAAUUUGAAUUAGCAUUACAUUUAGCGGACAUGACAGAUGAAGUUGAAGCUGACAAACAGAGAAGAAUUCAACAUAUUCAGAAUUUAUACGCAUUUGAUUUAUUUUCACAACACAGAUUUGAAGAAUCCAUGCAGAUUUUUGGGAAAUUAGGCACAGAUCCAGCGCAAGUUAUCGGUCUGUUUCCUGACUUGCUACCUCAAGAUUAUCGAAACCAGUUAGAAUAUCCCAGUAAACCUCCAGAGCUGUCUGGAUCUGAGCUAGAAAAGGGUUUACUGGGACUCAUAGAAUAUCUAACACAUAAGCGUAAUGAAAUAGUGAAACAUAUGAGUCAGGAGUUAAGUAACCCAAUGGCUAUAGUGCAGGGUAGUACGACUAUACGAUCUAAGAAACAACUAAGUCAAAUAGUGGACACAACGUUACUUAAAUGUUAUUUACAGACGAAUGACGCUCUUGUAGCCCCGCUGUUGAGACUGAAGGACAACAACUGUCAUAUUGAAGAGAGCGAGAGGGUUUUAAAGAAACAUCAGAAAUAUAGCGAACUUAUAAUCCUCUACCAGAAGAAAGGACUCCACAGGAAAGCAUUGGAUUUAUUACUGAGACAAUCACAGAAACCCAACAGUCCACUUAAAGGACAUGACAGGACAGUGCAAUAUUUACAACAUCUAGGUAGUGACCACUUUGAUCUUAUCUCUGACUUUGCAUUGUGGGUACUGAAAGCCUAUCCCGAAGAUGGGUUAAAGAUAUUUACCGAAGACACACCAGAAGUUGAUGGUCUUCCACGUGACAAGGUAUUAGCAUAUUUAGAACAGAAUGCUUGCACCAGGGAUCUGGCUGUACCAUACUUAGAACAUAUUAUACUGAACUGCCAUGAGGACAACCCUGAGUUUCACAAUAAACUUAUACAUCUGUACAGGGAAAGAGUACAAGUUAUGAUGAAAGAUUAUAUCCUGUCUCUACCUGAAGGACAAGAUCCCGCUAAGACUGGUAAGGAACCUGGUGACCUUGGUGAACUCAGAAAUAAACUAUUAUUUUUCCUGGAAACAUCUUUACAUUAUGUGCCAGAAAAGCUACUCACAUAUUUCCCAUUUGACUCAUUCUUUGAGGAGAGAGCUCUCUUGCUUGGUCGCUUAGGAAGACACGAGCAGGCCCUUGCUAUUUACGCACAUAUCUUGAAGGACACCAAGAUGGCUGAAGAUUAUUGUAGGAGGAAUUAUGAUCCAGAUAAAGAAGGAAAUAAAAAUGUUUAUCUGUGUCUUUUGAAGAUGUAUAUCAACCCACCAGAUGCCUCCACAUUGGGAGUCAUGGUGAAUGCAGAGUCAGCAAAACCUAAUAUUGAUGCAUCACUGUGUGUAUUAAAAUUACAUCAAUAUAAGAUAGAUAUGGCCAAGGCCCUGGAUCUCAUCCCUUCUACAGUGCAGGUUAAAGAUGUUUGUAAAUUCUUAGAAUGUGUUUUAGAAGAUGGAUCAGCUAAAAAGAGAAAUAACCAGAUUUUGAAAAGCCUUCUUUAUUCAGAACAUUUACAGGUCAAAGAGCAGAAGAUCUACUACCAAAGCAGUAAGUGCACAAUCACAGAUGAGAAAAUUUGCAAAGUAUGCAAGAAGAAGAUUGGAAACAGUGCGUUUGCUAGAUAUCCCAACGGCAUCAUUGUACAUUUCUACUGUUGUAAAGAUAGGAAUUUCUGCCCCUUUGAUGUUUGA
This is a messenger RNA of Saccoglossus kowalevskii, 2702 nucleotides long. RefSeq names its product vam6/Vps39-like protein. The record is from RefSeq and is a predicted model, not a curated record. NCBI's taxonomy places the organism in Eukaryota, Metazoa, Hemichordata, Enteropneusta, Harrimaniidae. Gene Ontology annotation, cellular component: membrane; cytoplasm. Gene Ontology annotation, biological process: endosomal vesicle fusion; autophagy; intracellular protein transport.